AGCCGCUGUCCCGCUAUGAGCCCGUUAACUGUCCGCUGCCUCAGACGCCGUCCAGGGAUGAGACGGAGGAGAAAACAGGACAACGUUCAUCACAAAACGUUCGCGAAAUCCACCUGCUGGACUCGGAGCAUGUUUUCGACCCCAAAGUGGUGGAUUUUUACCGUUUUCCUGGCAGGUGUCCUCCCUCCAUCUUGCUCAGGUGUUCAUGUAUUUGUCCGAGAUGAGAAGAGGUAUGCGGUGCUGUUCCAGUCAGUGGUUCUGCCGUGCCAGUACACCAGCGUGUCCACCCAGACCGCCGUGGUGCAGUGGGUCUACAAGUCGUACUGUCGUGACCGUACGCGGGACUCAUUCAGCUUUCCUGACAGCCUGGGUGGAGGCCUGGGAGGAGGAGGAGGGCUGACAGGCGGAACUGGAGGAGUCGGUGGAGGAUACGAGACGGGGAUAACAGCGAACUACCUCGACUGCUCGGAUAACAGCCGGACUGUCCGAACCGUGGCCUCCAUCUCUGGCUCCUCAGUCACACUGUCAGAGUAUUACAAGAACAGAGACAUCUCCAUCAUCAACAAGGCAGAUCUGCGACUAGGAGAAGUCCAGUGGGGAGACAGUGGAGUAUACAUCUGCAAAGUGGUUAUAUCUGAUGACCUGGAAGGACAGAGUGAGGCUUCAGUGGAGCUGCUGGUUCUUGGUUUCUCAGGUGUACCUGAAGAUCUGCUGCCAGACUUUGAUUUGAAGAUUAUGCCAGAGUGGGUGUUUGUGGUGGCGGUGGCGCUCGGCAGUGUGUUAUUCCUGCUGCUGGUUGGGGUUUGCUGGUGUCAGUGUUGUCCUCACUCCUGCUGCUGCUACGUCAGCUGCUGGUGCUGCCCCGACACAUGCUGCUGCCCCAGACACUUGUACGAGGCAGGGAAGGGCAUAAAGACGGGCACCUCCACCCCUCAGUCACCUGCCUAUCCUCCAUACUUUGUCUCUGGUGUCCCAACCAUGGUCCCCAUCGCUCCCCCCUCACUAGUGGACAAGAUGUCUUCUGUCCCCACCUCAGAUGGGACUCUACUCACAGCAGUGCCGAUGCAUGCUGUAGGGGUUCCCUACCGCGUGCCUUCACCUCAGGAUCAGGAUUCUCUCAGGGUGCUACAGUAUGUAGAGAAACAACUGGCUCACUUCAAUCCUUCCAGGUCCAUCAGUCACCAGUCCUGUAGCCUGUCUGAGUUGAGCUCCCUCCAUGAGGGAGAAGCCGGCUUCCGCCAAACCUUCCGAAACGUCCAGAAGAAAGCCCUGCCAGCCAUCCCCGAUCACGACGCUGAGCCUGAACCACAGUGUCACCGCGACAACCGCAGCCCGGAGCCGCAGCGUUACCGCGAUAAUCCCCCAUCGCCCCAUCGUUACCGUGACGACCCAGACUCGGAGCCCCGCCAGAACCAGGAGGAACCUCUUCCUCCACGACGAUACAGCGACGACCCCCCAUCGUCCUCUCGGUCACACAGACAUGGCAGAAACCAACGAGAACAGAACCACAGCGAGGAGGAAAACCACAAAAGGUGGAACCCUCGUUCAGAACAUCUGCAGAGAAAAUCGUACCGCACUGCAGGACGAACCGGAUCGCUGGACGAGCUGGAGGAGUUCGCUGCUUCGUACAAGCAGAGAGGAGGCAGAGGAGCAGAGAGGAGGGAGGAAGAGCGAGCAGACUAUGAGAUGGAGCUCCGGGAGUUGAACCGAUAUCCUUCCUACCGCGAUGGUCCGCCUCAGCAUUACCACGGUAACGACGAAGAGCUCGACGACAACAGCGACCAUGAAGAACAUCCCAGACGCAACAAGACCAACAGGCAUAACAUCAGCCCACUUCCUUCACCCAAAAAGAGGAGGGCCACUUCUGAAAGGGAGCGCACCGUCCCACCGCCUCCAGCAGUAGGUCCACCGUCAACUUCCUCUCAAGAGAAAGACUACGAUGCCACAUUCCUCAACAGCCUGCUGGACCGAAAGGCCAAGCUGAGAGGGGUUGGCCAGGGGAAGAGCGGGGCCCGUGGUGAGGAAGAUUCAGACACACCCUCAAAGAGCAGCUCAAAAAAGAGCAGCGGGGAAUCUAGUCGACACUGCAGUCGUUCGCCUAGCAACAGGCCGGACGCAGAUUCGCUGCCUCCGUACUCAGAGUCAGAGCGAAACAGAACUGACAGGCCAUCUCCACGGCCGCCACCAGCAAACACUCGCUCCUCUCAGCCGUCUCCUCAUUUCCAACCAGGUCGCAGAGAGGAACCCAGAGACAAGUCCCGGAAAGCGGUCAGGUUCAGAAGCUACCAGAAUGAAUACUAGAGCACUCUUCUCAGCCGAGAUUCCCUCAUUGUCUGAUCGACUUAAAGCCACAGAGACCGAAAGCUUGGAUCAGACGUAAGAUGUAGCUCUGAUAGUCCACAGGAGCUGCAUGUCAUCUGACAAAAGAUGACCGAACUGACUGUGAGUUCUUAAAUGUAUGCUAAACCCACUGUGGUGAAAUUCAGUAGAGGUGAAGCAGAACUGGGUGAAGAGGUGGACGAUUUUCCUAUCAAGACUUUGGUGGGUCUUUUGCUUGUGAGGUCAUUCAGAAAUGAAGUCACUGGCUGUGUCAUAUACAUCAGCUGGACUAGCACUAAUGUGAGCACGGCGAAUGACCUGGACGGUUCCCACCACCAGCAGGACGCUGUUAGUGUUUCCCUCGUCCCUUUAGAAAAGGCUCAGAAGCAGAGAGACUUUCUUUACUCUUCCAGCAACAAUGGGUGCAUUCACUUCCAUUUGAUGAGCUAUUUGAAUUAAAAGCACCGUUGUAGAAUAGACGGUAUAUGACAACACCAUUACUGUAGCUACGGUUGUAAACAAUACGCACACUGUGUCACUCAGUAGCAUCAUUAGGGAAUAAAGCACCUAAGGCCCGUGUUAUACGACGGUCCACGAGACCGCGUGACAUAAAUUUGGUUAUCUCCACCCAUCUCACAUCUCAAGUGCGACCGCAGUGUGUUCAAUAAUUCCUCCAUGCGAACUAGAAAGUAGUUUAACACCAAACUUUGCAUCCGUGUGCGUCUCCUCAAGGGACUAUAAUCAAAGCAUUAGUCAGAAGGCUUUUACAAUGAGACUUUAAUUUUACUAAAAGCUCGAAGUAGUAACUGGCAUUACCAAAAUGUUUGUUUAUUUAUUUAUUUAUACGUGACCGUUCACAUUAAGCAACACUGAUGUUAGGAGCGCCAAUGUAAAUGUGGUGCUAGUUAGCUUCAGCUAAUCUGCACCAGCAGCCUGAAAAAUAACUAAAAAUAACAAAUGAGCGACAGCAUUUUUCUAUAGAAUUGUUACAGUUAACAUAAUAUAAAUAAGAAAAGCACUGAGAGAGCGCAGUACCCCUUCAAGGCUGCUCAGUCGUAUGAUUUCCAAUGGAUGAAAUCUUUAAAAAAAAUCUGUGGUCUGCAGCGGUUAAUUUGUAGUAGGAUCACAAUCGUGAUAUUACGCAGAGUAAUAAGCAGCUAUUCACUAAAACAUUCUUGAUAUCAUCUUCAUAGGGUGAUCUGUUUACAGCUGUGUGCCGUAGUCAGACAUGCAGACAAUGUUGCUAAUAUAAGGCUCAAUACCUUUGAGCAACAUUUAUGGCUAGAAAAAAGGUCUGUCAAUUGAUAUAAUUGUAUUUUUGUUGAUGUAGUUAUGUAGUAGAACUUUUUAAAAACCCUUUUAAAGCAGUGUAAGAUAAAAACAGAAUUCUCAAAAGGCCAAAUAUUUAGUUUCUAAAUUGCAUAGCUGCUGGUCAGAAAAUAACAUUUUAUGUUACUGGGAAUAAAACACAGAUACAGUAGCUGCACUGACGAAGUACUAAACUAAUGAGGGCACAUCUGACUCAAGCAUAUGCAGGUGAUUUAGUUCCUUCUAGGUUUUUAUUCAUGACACAGUAACAUUUUCACAAAGGUUUGAGAUCGAGUUUUUACAAAAUAACCGUGUUGUCCAAAAGAUUAAGGCUUGAUGAGAUUUAGUAUUUUCUGUACACAUUGAACUGCCUCCUGCCUGUAAAAGAUUUUUGUACUCCAGGAUGAAGACAUAUACUAUUAUAUACUAUUUAUGUGUACAGUGUGAUAUGAUUAUAACGUGUAAAUGAUUCUGUUCGUCUGAGCACUCGAGCGUGACAUGAAGUGUCUUUGACUGGAUUAAUGUAAUUCAGCAUUUGCUUUUCACUGCUGCUGAGUCAACAGCUAAGCCAACUGUGUGUUAUCAGCCGCUAUAAACACACACUAAUACCAGUCAUAUAUGUUCUAACUACACACCGUACAGUAUUUUUAUUGUUCCUGCCUCCGUGGUUGGUUUUCUUUCCUUUGUGUUUUCUGCUGUUUGGUACUGACAACUAUGUGUGUGUGUGUGUGUGUGUGUGUGUGUGUGUGAGACAGAGAGAGAGAGAGAUGACUCUUUACUUUUCUGUAAAGGAGACAAUGUGUGAUUGAGUGUGACUCAUGUCUUUGUCCAUUGUUUAGUCACAGACUGCCUGUCUUGGCUACACAGCUGCGUCAAAACUCACAUAUCACUUCUGCCAGCUCAGCCACAGAUAUCUGCCCUGUUUGUCGCCUGCAUGCAGAUUUUGUUACAACAUUUUAACCUCCUGUAAGUUUCUAAAAUAUUUAUUUGUGAUGAUGACAAGAUGCAUGAUGGCAAACAUUAGGACCAACCGUGUUUUCUGCAUGUAUUUGCAGUAAAUAAACUCAGCAGAAAAAUGAA
Messenger RNA from Amphiprion ocellaris (clown anemonefish), 4707 nucleotides. RefSeq names its product immunoglobulin-like domain-containing receptor 2. Gene Ontology annotation, biological process: pancreas development. The transcript is spliced from 11 exons. Bases 16 to 2301 code for a protein of 761 amino acids. NCBI's taxonomy places the organism in Eukaryota, Metazoa, Chordata, Actinopteri, Pomacentridae. Gene Ontology annotation, cellular component: membrane. The record is from RefSeq and is a predicted model, not a curated record.